Macadamia integrifolia is the source of this 1476-nucleotide messenger RNA. Its product is annotated as exosome complex component RRP41 homolog. Gene Ontology annotation, biological process: poly(A)-dependent snoRNA 3'-end processing; U4 snRNA 3'-end processing; rRNA catabolic process. Gene Ontology annotation, cellular component: nuclear exosome (RNase complex); cytoplasmic exosome (RNase complex); nucleolus. Lineage: Eukaryota; Viridiplantae; Streptophyta; Magnoliopsida; Proteales; Proteaceae. The transcript is spliced from 11 exons. The coding region runs from base 327 to 1067 and encodes 246 amino acids. The record is from RefSeq and is a predicted model, not a curated record.
UGAUCUGAAUUGAUACCGGCAGCGACCGAUUCUGUAACCGAUUUCCUGUUUUUAAAACCCUGGUUGAGAAGAAAAUUCCAUAUUUGCCACUUCCUUCUUCCUAUUGUUCUUUGUUCUUCCAGUUCUCCCCGCAGGUUACUGCGGUGAACUAUUUGCAACGGUCGACGAGUCUCUUCAUAGUUCAUACUCUGCUAACCCUAGAGCCUGAAGAUAAAAAAAAGAGAGGAGUAUAACAGUAUUAUAUCCUCACUUCUCCCAUUCCAUCUCCUCCUCCUUCGUCGCCAUAGUUCCCUCUCUUCGCGGUCAGGCCUCAUCUAAUUCAGGAGAUGGAGUACGUUAGCCCCGAAGGGCUUCGAUUAGAUGGCCGUCGCCCUAUGGAAAUGAGGCAGAUCCGUGCAGAGAUUGGCGCUGUGUCCAAGGCUGAUGGCUCUGCUGUUUUCGAGAUGGGAAACACCAAGGUCAUUGCGGCAGUGUAUGGCCCUAGAGAGGUCCAGAAUAGAAGCCAACAAAUUAAUGAUCAGGCUCUCGUGCGCUGUGAAUAUAGCAUGGCUAAUUUUAGCACUGGAGAUCGUAUGCGGAAACCAAAGGGUGACAGGCGAUCCACGGAGAUAUCUCUUGUUAUUCGCCAAACCAUGGAAGCAUGCAUAUUGACACACUUAAUGCCUCGUUCUCAGAUUGAUAUAUUUGUUCAAGUUCUUCAAGCUGAUGGAGGAACAAGAUCAGCAUGCAUCAAUGCUGCAACUUUGGCCCUUGCAGAUGCUGGGAUUCCAAUGCGAGACAUUGUUACUUCAUGUAGUGCUGGAUAUCUCAAUAGCACUCCUUUGCUUGGUACCAAAUGUGAAGAUCUAAACUAUGUGGAAGAUAGUGCUGGAGGCCCAGAUGUCACUGUAGGAAUUCUAACAAAGCUGGAUAAAGUGACUCUUCUUCAGAUGGAUGCAAAGCUACCAAUGGACAUCUUCGAGAAUGUCAUGCAACUUGCGAUAGAAGGGUGCAAGGCUAUAGCAAACUACAUUCGAGAGGUACUGCUGGAGAAUACAAAGGAAUUGGAGUAUCGGCGGGGCAUAUAAUUUCUGUCGAGGUAUGGAGCUUAAAUUCCUAUGUUGCGGGUUAUUCCCCAACAACUUACCUCAACACCUGCAAGGGGUACAACUCAGGCACCAAGUCUUAAUUUUGGAUUAUUCUUUCUUGAUUUUGCACAUCACCUAUGGACCUUGAAGUGACCAAUUGUAGGAGAGUCCACUCUGGUUCUUUUUGGUGUAAAAUUGCAGCCCUUGACUGCAGGGAGGUUGCACCCUUCUUUUCUAUAGAGUUUGAGAGCUUGAUUGAUCAAAGAAAAGUUAGUGGAGUUCAGAAUGAGUUCUUCUUUGUUCUUUUUCCUCUUUAUUAUUUAUGUUGACAAAAGGAAAAAGUAUAUCAUUGUUCUAACUGGAAGAUUUAUUCCAUAUUGCAUUGUGUGCAAUUGUUGUUUUUGUAAAA